AAUAAUUAGCAGUGCCCUAAAAACAGCUGAUCUUCAGUACAGAUCUUCGACUAAUUAUAUUUUUAUAAACCCAUAAUUUAACUUGAAUGUAACGACACGGAAGUGACAGUAAAAUAUAAAAAAUUAUGGGAACCCGAAUAUUUUUUAAUAACUUAAGAGCCAUAAGCGCUAUAAUUAUAAGUAAUCAAAAAAAGGCAUACAAAAUCACCUGUGUCGGUGCCGGAAUAUUAGCAUCCGGUUUUGUAACUUAUAAUCGUUCAAGAAAUGCUGAUGCUGCAAAAUCACAGUGGAAUGUAUCAUCAUUUAUGGCUGAGCCUAUCACUCCAGUGUCUGAUUUAAAAAACAGUGAAAAUGAUAUGAAAACCAGAAUGGAGUUGUUGAUAAUGAAAAUUCAAACUGACUUUUGUAAGGCUUUGGAGAGUUUUGAAGAUGAACAAAAGUUCAAAGUAGACAGAUGGUCCCGUAAAGAAGGAGGUGGUGGUAUCACAUGCGUCCUACAAGACGGUACAGUCUUAGAAAAGGCUGGAGUAAAUAUUUCGGUGGUAUCAGGGACACUCCCACCAGGUGCUAUCCAACAGAUGCGUGCACGGGGUAAAAAAAUGGAAGAAGGUUCUCUACCAUUUUUUGCAGCUGGAGUUAGUGCUGUAAUACAUCCCAGGAAUCCUAUGGUACCAACUAUUCACUUUAACUACCGUUAUUUUGAAGUCAAAAAUAAGGAUGGAUCCAUUCAAUGGUGGUUCGGUGGAGGUACAGACCUUACACCUUAUUACUUGAAUGAAGAUGAUGCUCGUCACUUUCACAAAACUUUAAAAGCUGCUUGUGAUAAACAUAAUAAAUCAUAUUACGCAAAAUUUAAAAAAUGGUGUGAUGAUUAUUUUUUUAUAACUCAUCGUGGAGAACGCAGAGGAGUAGGAGGAAUAUUUUUUGAUGAUCUCGAUACACCAGGCCAAGAAGAAGCUUUUAAAUUUGUUGAGUCUUGUGCUGAGUCAGUUAUUCCGUCUUAUAUUCCACUAGUGUCUAAACACAAAGAUGAUGGAUACGGAUAUGCUGAGCGACAGUGGCAAUUACUCAGAAGAGGGAGAUAUGUAGAGUUUAAUUUGAUAUACGAUAGAGGAACUAAGUUCGGGUUAUAUACUCCGGGUGCUAGAUAUGAAAGCAUUUUAAUGUCUUUGCCAUUAACUGCAAGGUGGGAAUAUAUGCAUGAACCGAAGCCAGGCUCAGCUGAAGCUAAAUUAACGGAAGUUCUUCGUACUCCGAAAGAUUGGUUGAAUAUUGAAUAAGCUAAAUGAAUAAAAUGCCGUUCACAACUUAAUAAAUAAGACUGAUUGUUGUUAUUCCAUUAAAUAAUAAAUAAAGAAGAGAGAUUUAAAAAUUA
Molecule: messenger RNA, 1375 nt
Organism: Chelonus insularis
Lineage: Eukaryota; Metazoa; Arthropoda; Insecta; Hymenoptera; Braconidae
Gene: Coprox
Product: oxygen-dependent coproporphyrinogen-III oxidase
Exons: 1
Coding region: 126-1280 (384 amino acids)
Cellular component (GO): cytoplasm
Molecular function (GO): coproporphyrinogen oxidase activity
Source: RefSeq, a predicted model, not a curated record